AUGGAUGCGCAGAAUGCCGCCGAGUCGGACCAAACGACGCCUGCUGUGGACGCUCCGCAGCGGCGACCUUGCUCUGAAAACGAGAAGAAGCCCAAAUCUCCGCUGACUGCGAACGUUUCCAUCUUGUCCAAAGACCCUGCCGUCAAGAGGACUUCUGCCGAUGACCUUCAUUACCCGACAGCCCCUCCCGAUGAUGCACCUGCCGACCGCGACUCCGAUGCCGAGACCAUUGUUCUGCCCGGCAAGGACGGUCACUCACCAUCCAAGGCCCGCAAGGUGAGGCAAGAGGACAAGAGCGAGAGCGAUGGCCAUGUUGCCAAAGGCCACGACGCCAACAGCAACGGGGAGAGACCGCGCCAUGUCGACAGGUCUGUUCAUGGCAGCCGCCCGGAAGAAAGCGCCAGGAAGAAACUUCCUUCCGUUUCUGCUGCUUCUUCCGUCGACAAGGACCGUCCGCCUCGCAACAAGGACGCUGCUUCCAGUGGCUUGAGCUCUGCACCGGCCUCUCCAUCUCACCAGCAUCAAAAUCAGAACCAUAAUCCCAGCCGCAGGCGAAAGUCGGACGCUGCUCUCUCAUCAUCCCCCUCGGACGACUCGGAGCCCUCCGCCCGUAAAACAUCAUCCAAGGCAUCUUUACGUGAUAGUUUAAAGUCUUGUGAGCGACCAUCACUACACAAACGCAAAGCCUCAAAGAUCGAGUCUGACGACGAAGCGGACCUUCGAAAAGCGCGCCGUCAACGCACCACAAGCGUUGGAUACGACAGUGGCAGACCCAAGGACUCCCGAUUGUCUCAUGCUAAGCAUGAUAAUCGAAACAGAUCCAUCUCACCCUUACCACGGCAGCAUCGACGAAGCACUUCCACACAGCUUCCAUCCCACUCCUCGUCCUCCAACGGGCCGGGCAACAAGAAGCAGCGCCUGCCUCUUCCACUUCAAUCCACCGAUUACCAAUCCGACUCGUCUUCUACCUGUGGUAGCCCGCAUCCCCAGAGCUCCAAAAUACGCUCCCUUGCCACCCUGGCUUCAGCAGAUUCCAACAUUUCGCCGGCAAAGAUGGGCCCUCACAAAAAGCAUCUUGACGCCCAUGGCCAGACUCUUUUGGCCCGCGCAUGUGCCCGCGGAGAAUAUGAAGGAGCAAAGCAAAGGCUUCGCGAGAGACCAGAGGAUCUGAACGUCGCGGAUUAUGCAGGAAACACUCCACUUCAGAUUGCCGCAAUUAAUGGCUGCGAGGACCUCGUGAGGCUCCUUAUUGAAGCCGGCUGCAAUUUGGACUGUGUCAAUUAUGACAAAGACACACCUUUGCUUGAUGCAGUAGACAAUGGCCACCUUGGCGUGGUCAAGCUCCUCCUUGAUGCUGGCGUAAACCCUCGCAAGGCCAACGUGAACGGAGAAGAACCCAUCGACCGUGUUAGCGAUGAAACCGACAAUGCUGACGAAAUUCGCUCAGCUCUGCUGGAGGCCAAGAAGCGAGCUGGCGAGAGGCGCAGGACAUCAGAAGACCAACAUUCCCAUACCGACAACCAUGACGCCAGGGACACCACCCAUGCCCCCGAAAGCCCUCGGCAAUCACCAGCAGCCGGCGCCCCCGUUGGUACGGGCAGAAGAACGGGAACCGUUCGCUCCACCAAGACCAGAAACGAUCUUCUGUACAUGCCCCUGGACGACAAGACUCUACGACAAGCUGCGGGACGUGGUGAUGAGGAAACUGUAGCUCGUAUUCUGCAGGUCAAGGAGGGGUAUGACGAUCCGGAAUCCAUGGUAGCCGCGGCGAGAGGAGGCCAUGAUUUGGUGAUCCAGCUCCUGCUGGGCUUGGGCGGCGCAAACGCCGACCCUGGUCCGGUGGCUUCUCUCCCCGCAGAGUUUGCUACGCCAAUUCUCGCGGCAAUAGGUCAAGAAAACAUCAAGGUGGUCGAGCUGCUUCUUGAGCAACAGGGGUUCGACCCGACCCGCCGGUUCAAGGGAGAAACAUACUACGAGAUUGCCCGAAGACGGCAGGGAACGAAUUGGAAAGAGGAGGAACAUUUGCUGAAGAAUGCCUACGAUGAAUACAAACGAUCCCACAAGGACUUGCUGAAGGCCAAGUCUCCGGGAGGGCGCCGCGAUCGCGAGAGAACGUUCCGGCGUGAUGAUCAAAAGGAGGACUUCAGGGCCUCGAAGCGACGGUUGUCAAGUCCUUCUAGGGAUAUCGAACCGAAAAAGAAGCCCCAAAAGCUGGGCAGUCCGACAGAGAAGAAGAGGUCGGGCUCGAUUACCAACAAGGGCGAUGACGAGGCUCAAAAGAGACAACCGGGACGACUGAGGAAAGAGUAUUCGGGCAUUUCGGAUCGGGAGGUCUCCCCCGCCCCAUCUCACAAGCCACACAAGCCCAGGCGCGUCGAGUCUGAUAUUGCUGCCAUGUCUUCCGAGGGCGAGACGGCGAAGCCCAGACGAAAGCUCGUGUCCAAGGGAGAGCUCAGAGGUGAACGCGACAAGCAAAGGCGGACCUCGUCUCACAAGGAACCGUCAAGCCCGCGCGACCCUAAGAAUGACGACGGUUCGGAAAAGCUCAGGCCGUCCGAGAAAUACCAUGACAGGGCCAAGGCUCUCAAAAGGGAUGAAACGAAGGACUGGCCCUCUGGCGACGGAACCUCUAAGCGGCCUAGAUCAAGUGUGACACCCGACCGUCCGAGCGACGUCGACAAGGAGAGCAGCGACGCUCCCAUCAAGAGACGCCGACUCGACAUGGAAGGCCAGGAAAGCCGCCAGAAACGACCGUCGUCAGAAGACGGCCGACCGCGCAAGUCCAACUCGUCGCGGGACGGCUCUGUCAAGCCUGCUGCAUCAACGCACCACAAGGAUCGUGACGAACACUCGAAGCGUGACUCGGAUACCAAGCUCACCGCUCAGAGUGCCCAGACAGGGGUCGGUGAAAAGUCCAUCAAUGUCAAAUCGGAAGAUGUCGAUAUCCCCAUGCCGGACUUGGAACCGGCAAAGACGGCACGAUCCGAAGAGGUUGGAAAAGGGACCAGCGAGAGCGACAAGGUGAAGAGACGAGAGGCCGAAGAGGACGCCGCGAAGAGGGAUGAGGAAAACCGGAGACGUGCGGCGGCUGAGGAAGCCAAGAGGCAGAAGGAGGCGGAGGUUAAAAAGGCAGAGGAAGAGAAGCAGCGGAAGCGCCUGGAAGAGGAAUCCAGAAAGCGCAAGGAACAAGAAGAACGCGAACGCUACAAAGCAGCUCGGCGUGAAGAGGAAGAGAGGAGACAGCGACUGGAAGAAGAGAAGAGGAGGAAGGAAGAGGAGGAAAAGAAGAGGCGGAUCGAAGAAGAGAAGAGGAGGAAGGAAGAGGAGGAAAAGAAGAGGCGGAUUGAAGAAGAGAAGAGGAGGAUGGAAGAGGAGCGUCUCCGCAAGGAAGAGCUGGAACGAGAGGCGGCCGAGGAGGCCCGUCGACAACGAGAAGCUGAGGAAAGGAAAGAACGGGAGCGACGUGAACGCGCCCAUCGGGAAGAAAUGGAACGCAAACGAGCAGCACGAGAAGCCGAACUACGACGAAUUCGCGAAGAACAAGAACAAGCUCGCUUAGAGAAGCUCCCGCCGCUCCUGCGCUGGCUCGAUACGCACCCUGGUCCCAAGACGGGCUCAAUCACGGAGAAAUUCAAGAGCAUGCUCGGUAUUCGGUAUGAUACGAUCCGGCCAGCGGCGACCGGUACUCCCGAGGGUCGAGAGCAAUGGGUUCUGAACACUCAUGUUGCCUUGCUUCUUGGUGAAAAAGACUUGGAUCUUUCCAGAUAUACCGCUUGGGAACGAGCUCCGGUCUCGCUUCUUGCCAAGACGACGAUUUGGCGAACUGAAUGGCCACGGUACUCUUUAUUGUCGGAAAAGUUGUGGGAGCUUGGACGACAGCUCCCUGGAUACUAUGGUGACGUCGAGCCUUCCCGCCUGGACUUUCAAACGAAACAACGACUCAAGGUGUCUGCAUGGGAGAAGUUUGCAGCCCUGGAUAUGUUUUUUGUAAAGCUGUCCGACUUCCUCUAUACGGUCCCCAACAUUCCUCACCUCCGCAACGUUCGACUCGCAGUGGAAUAUCGCGAGCUGCUGGAAAACGAAGCACAGCUGGUUGGCUGGAAGACGACUCAUAAAUGGAAACAAGACCCUGAUGCCGACCGUUUCCACGGCUUUGCGCCGCGCAGCAAGUAUUACAUGAACGGCAGCAUGGUCGGGGAAGACCUGCCGACCAGCCAUAAGACGAGCAAGACUCCUUUUCCGGAAAAGCGAGUUCCGAGGCGAGGCCUUGUGCAGGUGCUCCCCGACGACCCGGACUACGAGCGCAUUUGCCUAGAGCAGGGCCUAGAGCACCUGAUCAAGAGCUUGCAGACGCCGUCGCUGACAAACGGACUCGAUUCGUCUCCGAUGGUGCACACGAUGCCCAACGCGUCCAAUGCGAGUAUCAGCCUGGCAAACGGGUACGCGAACGGCGCCAAAGUCAACGGCAUCCACGAUACAUCCUAG
Ustilaginoidea virens is the source of this 4485-nucleotide messenger RNA. RefSeq lists its product as uncharacterized. Bases 1 to 4485 code for a protein of 1494 amino acids. NCBI's taxonomy places the organism in Eukaryota, Fungi, Ascomycota, Sordariomycetes, Hypocreales, Clavicipitaceae. Gene Ontology annotation, molecular function: protein binding. The record is from RefSeq and is a predicted model, not a curated record. The transcript has 3 exons. Gene Ontology annotation, cellular component: nucleoplasm.